This is a messenger RNA of Wyeomyia smithii (pitcher-plant mosquito), 6666 nucleotides long. RefSeq lists its product as uncharacterized. Lineage: Eukaryota; Metazoa; Arthropoda; Insecta; Diptera; Culicidae. Gene Ontology annotation, cellular component: nucleus. The record is from RefSeq and is a predicted model, not a curated record. The coding region runs from base 130 to 4833 and encodes 1567 amino acids. The transcript has 12 exons. Gene Ontology annotation, molecular function: RNA polymerase II transcription regulatory region sequence-specific DNA binding; DNA-binding transcription factor activity, RNA polymerase II-specific. Gene Ontology annotation, biological process: regulation of transcription by RNA polymerase II.
CGCUUUGACAAAUAAAAAAGCAGAAGCAAAAAAACUGUGAAAAGCAAUAUGUCAAUAAGGAGAAUUUUCGUAAACAAUCUAAUGAAAUUGUAAAAUACCGAGUGCUUUCCGGCCUAUUAGGAGGUGAAAAUGCAGCACAACCCCCAGGCGCACUUGUUCCAGAUACAGGUUAAAUCUCUAAUUAAAACUCUUAAAUGUCUGCAGUCGGACGAUAAAUACCAGGCGCUACUGUUUCUCAUUUCGGCCAUUAAACUGUACGUCAAAUUUUUGUACAACGACACUCAAGAGCGCAUCUAUAAGCCGUCAAUACUCAAAGAAUUGAACAACAUUCAAAAUGUGAUUAUUGCGAAUUUGUUAAAGUCUCGCAACGCUGUUUUGGCACCUUCCUCACUUUCUACUCCCGUAUGUGAACUACGUAGUAGCGUUCGUAAUAAUAUCCAAGAGGCAAAUAGUAGUGAUGAAGUUUCACUUGCACAUCCAGGAUCGAAAUCACUACUUCCACUUAUAUCCUACGAACUUAAAGGUAAACUGCUGCGAGGUGGUUUGUUUGAGGAUAUUCCUCUGGUAGGAGCAGUCAAGUUUAAACCUCGCAAACGUUUAGGACUAAUAAGCAGCUUUGGUAAUGUUCAGCUUAAUCGUUCCCUGGUGCGACUGAUCGCUUCGAAAAAUUUCAAGUUGUUCUUCAACAUGUUCGAGCAAAACAUUUUCCCAACCUGGAAAAUAUUCAAAACAGAUCGUCCAAUCCGAUCACGUGCUCGACCUACAAUGCCUGCUAUCUGUUAUAGCGGAGGAUCAUCACACUCGCCUCCAGCAGCUUAUAUCAAGAAAGAAGAUUUUGACUUUGAUCCACCAUAUUCACUUGCUGGAGAUGAUCCAUGUUUUGAAGAGUUAAAAGAUGACGAUGAUGAGCUUCUAAUGCUGAAAGAAGAAGACGAGGAAGAGGAUGACUCUGUUUCCAACGAAAUGUUUUCCGAAGAAUCAUCAACUAAUAAUACUUCGCUAAUGCUUUCCUCCGACACAAAUACUUUGGAUACCAACGAUUCCAAUAUGCUUUCUGGAGAGCGGUGUAAAGAGCAACUUUACCAAUGUCUUCUAUGCGAUAAAAGCUACAGGAAACGUAAAUCACUGGUGAUUCAUUUCAGUCAUCAUCCUGGAUUUUGUCCGGACUGUGGUAAACAAAGAGGCGUAACUUCAGAGGAAAUAAUCGAACAUAACAGAGUAUAUCACAAGAACAGGCCUCAUAUUUGCGAACAUUGUGGAGAGACUUUCACUCGAAACCAACAGUAUCAAGUCCAUAUGCAAGGCCAUUUCAUAAGCAAAACUCGCGUUCAGGAGCAAAAUUGUAAAAAAACAUAUAAAUUUAGCUGUCGCACUUGUGGCAUUGUCUUCAAUAAUCAAAAGUAUUUGGAAAAACACGCUCAAAAAACUUGCCACCAGACAGAGGGCGUGGCUUGUGAUACUUGUGGUGCGAUUUUCUCUUCUGAUAUUAAACUCUACCAGCAUAUUGCAAGAACUCACGAAAAUGAAAAACGCUUCACGUGCGAACAUUGCGCUAAAGUAUUUAAUCAAAAAGCGAAUCUCGAUCGGCACCUAUUGAUACACACCAAUGUCUCUGAAAAAAAUUACCCUUGCGAACAGUGUAGUGCCUCAUAUCUAUCAAUGACUUCUUUGAAGGAACAUAUUAAGAUCGCGCAUAGUGCGGAUGACAAAUUUGAAUGCAACAUCUGCCACAAACUGUUUGCUGCCAAACGUUCUCUGAAGCGCCAUAAAUUAUGUCACUCGGAAGAAAGACCUUUCCCCUGUACUGUAGAGAACUGCAAAGAGGCCUACAAGAACCAAUCUCAUUUGGUGCGUCACAUGAAGACAGCACAUCACAUUGAGCCACCAACCAAACGAAAGACUAUCAAAGGUGAACAGGGUGAGUUUAUUCCACUAGACCCCAUUGGCACUGGAGAUUCCAAUGCAAGUAAGAGCAAUCCAUUGAAGAAAUCAGUAAUCGGGGGUGGUAGUGACAAGUCUAUUGGCGAUAGUAGUACCAACUUCAGCGAUAACUUGUCUUCAUACAAUUAUGACUAUGUUGAUACGGGUGUGGCUACAGUUGACUCUGGUCAACAGCGUUUGCAAAUGCUUGGACCUGGUGUAACCAGAAUGAGUGGAUCUGUUGCGGUGAAUUUCAAUGAUCCAGUAAUUGGAUACCCGGGAGCAUCCACUGCGAACGAGUCAUUUGAAUGGCAGAAUCUCGAAUUUGGUGGAGGAAGUGUCAAUAGCGUAGGUAACAGUUCAGGCCCAACACAGCUUAAUCAGCUUAACCAAGGCUUCAUGGACAAUAGUCACGUGGCUAGUUCUUCAAGUUACAUGGCUGCUGGUGUACCAGGAAUGAGAACAUACACGGAUCCAAACCUAAUUUGCGAACAUUGCGAUGAGGCCAAUUUUCUUAAUAGUCAGCAGUUGCAAGCUCACAUACAGGAUCACUUUACUGCAAAAGAAGGCAAAGAGCCUUCCGGAAAAAAGCUGCAACGAUUAUAUUGCAAAACUUGCAAUUUGGUGUUCUCCACCGGCCCUCAGCUGGACCGACACAUCCAGAAAACCAAUCAUCACACGGACAGCAUCGUGUGUGAACUAUGUAGUGCAAUAUUCAACUCUAAUCUCAAAGUUUAUCAGCACAUGCUCAAAUGUCAUAAAAAUGAAACCUGGUAUGCUUGCGAACAGUGCUCUAAAGUGUUUAUUUUGAAGCAAGAGUACGACAAACACCAACUGGUGCAUCAAACAGUAACAGAUAAAUCUGUAAUUUGCGAACAUUGUGCGUCGUCAUUUUUCUCGCAGGAGGCACUUAAGGAACAUAUCAAAAUUUCGCACACAGUGGAAAAGAAAUACGAGUGCAACAUAUGCAACAAACUGUUCGCAGCUAAGCGAUCCUUGAAACGCCAUAAACUUUGCCAUGAGGAGGAAGGCGCAUUCCCGUGCCUCGUCGAAGAUUGUAAAGAAUCUUUCAAAACACCUACCACCUUGGCGAAACACAAAAAGUUGGUUCACAGCAUUGGACCUGACCCCAGUGAAAAAACUGGAGGAAAAGGCAAAGUGAAUACAGCAGCGAAGGCCGCCAAUGAUAAAUUGCUACCUGAACCACCACCAGCUACAGGACCAUCGUCUAACACAUCCGUUCUCGGUUUGGGUCCAGUUCCCGGUACGUCUGUCCCAAUUAAGUUAGAACCACGUACUCCAGGAGGUAUGCUAGUACCUCCUUCCCGAACUAGCAGCACGAGUAGUGCUGGAGCAGGCACCAAUGCAAAUACAAAUCCGUAUGAUCCGUAUGGUGCGGGGAUACAUUAUAAUAAUGUAAUGAGCUCUGGUCAACAACCGGCUACACACUUUGCCGUACAAAAUCCGAACAACACACUUCAUUACGGCACAAAUGCAACUGGUAGCCGCACGGGAAGUGAACAGCCCAUGACAUACCGGAUGGAUCCUAACGCCUCGCCUUCUGCUCCUGGACCUUACAGCCAUGGUUCCGCUGGAGGCUAUGGUCAGAUGAACAGUUCCUUUGAAUGGCGAAACAUGGAGCUGCCAAACAGUAUUGACCCAGGAAUGGGAACAUCUAGUGCAGGCGCUGGCCAGACAGUACAAUCUGUAACUGCAGCAAUGAAAGCAAACAAAUACUACCCAGUGAUGGAAACCAGUGGCGCCUCAAGUGGUGGAUUUAUUCAGUCCCAACAGUCACCUCACCAUCUACAACAACAACAGCAACUCCAUCAACAUCAUCCACAACAUCCGCAUCACCAGCAAACGCAACAACAACAACAAGCUCAACAGCAUCAAGUUGUUACAGGUGCCGCAGUGCUCCAAGCGAAAGCUCCGCAAGAAUCACAGCAACAUCAUCAGCAACAAAUGAUAAAUAUAAACAGUCAGGAGUUUAUGGGGUAUCAGGAAAUUUGGAACGCGAAUAUGGUAAAAAUGGAGUAUCAAGAUGACGUAAACAACUCGAAUGUUUCAGGAAGCUCGUAUAAUAAUAUUGGAAACAUUUUAUCGAAUCUAGAGCUGAUAGGUAAUAAUAGCAACUAUGAGCAAAGCUAUGACAUUGUACCACCCUCGGCUAGUGGUGGUGAUGCACAGCAUUCACAGCAACAACAAACCAACCAAACGUCAUCGCAAGUGCCACAAAUUGCACCUAAGAAUAAUUAUCAUAAGCAGCAUAUGCACCAGCAACAACAGCAGCAGCAUCAACAACCAGGAAUGCUAAAUGUAGAAAAUCCUAUGGUGGUUCCCCAUCAUCAUCAACAGCAACAAUAUUUUCAAGAACAUCAUCCACAACAGCACCACAGCAUUCAUCAUCAGCAACAACAGCCACAUCAUCAACAACAACAGCCACAUCAUCCUGGGCAUCCAGGACACCAUGGUCAGUUGCAUAGCCACCAUGGUCAGCAGCAAACACCAAGUCCACAUCAUCAUCCACCUCAUAUGCAGCAGCUUCAGGGAACACCACAACAACAGCUGCAGCAACAUCAGUACAAUGCACAUCUUCCACAUCAUCAGCAGCAACCACAGCAUCCACAUCUUCAUCCUCAUGCGCCGGGACCACCUCCUGGUUCACAUCACAACACUGUAGUUGGGCCAGCUGCAGCUGGUCAUCCUCAUCAGCUUCCACACCACCAACAACAGCCUGGUAUGAGUUAUCCAAAUCAACAACAUCCCCAUCAACCGCAGCAGCAGCAACAACAACAACAGCAACCGCAAGAUCACACUCUUACUGACAUAUCGAAAACCAACAACCUGCAGUUUGUCGACAGUUUUACGGAGUCGAUUGAUUAUCUGCAACAGUCGUUUCAGUAUGUGUAAUACUAAACACACGAGGUACCAAUGAAAACCAGUUGCCUACAGUCAUUCGUCUCAUAUAGGUUUUGCAAUUCUGCAUGCAUUGCAUUGGUUUUUGUUCAAGUGUACUCACUCAUCUCGAAUACUUCUGGGUAAUGAGUUAUUUUUUUUACUAUAUUUUUUUCGAAUUAUAAUAUGUGAUUGGGAAUUUGUUUAAUGUAGCUGUUUUACUGUUUGUUGAAACUAGAAAAUUAUUUCCCAAUGCAUAUUAAAUAUGUAUCCCCUGAAAUUUUCAGAUGUGCAAUUGUAGCUUUUUAUAUGCGUUUCAUUAACAUUACGCAAAAGUCAUCCGUGUUUUGUGACCCUGGUUUCAGAAAAUUUGGAAAUGUACAAGGGUUCACUAGAUUAUGUGAUUAUGUUUUUAAUGAUCACACGAUUCCAAAUAUGAUAAUGACAACACAUAAACAGAAUUGGUUUGAGUUCAUUAUUAUUAACCAGUAUCGUGUAAUUUCGUUCCAAAUAAAAUGUUUUAUUUAAUUCUAAUCCAGCAAAUAUCUGUCAAUUGAUUCGCGAUAGUAAUAGAACUAUAUAAUAUCCGUUCGACGAUUUGUUAAGCUUGCAAACUACGUUUUAUUGCCUGUCACAACAAACCCGUCGAAAUGAGUAUGUACACCACAAAACUACCAAUGGUACUUUCAUAUUCUCAUCUUCAUCCGUACUACAAUCAUAGUUACAAUUAUUCUUCUUCAUAACAUGCCUGCGAAAUCGUUUUUGUUUUCGCUGUGUAUUCAUCGACCACUGAUGGUUAGUAAGUAAGGAAAAGAAAGCAUUAGAUUUCAUCAAUAUUAUCACCACCACUUAAAACAACUCAUCCAUUAGUUUUAACACACAAUAGCAUCCACUCUAUUACUCCCGGAUUAGUUUAUGGAAGUAAAAAUCUUUGCAUAUAUAGCGUCUAAGAAAGCAUUAAGAAACCUAUAUUUCAAUACAGAGCAUAGUGUCCGAAACGGAAUAAAAUAUAUGUUAAUACUUUUAAGCAAACAAAAAAAUCAAACAAUUGUAACGUGGAGUGGAAUGAGCGAGAUCAAACCCAGUAAGAAUUUAUAAAACAGUUUGACUGAGUUUUACAAGCAGUAACGUAUGUCUGUGAAAGAUUGUUUUAAUUUCAAACUCAAAAUUGAAUAUUUAGUUCUAACUGUUUUCGUAAAACAACUAUUACUCAGAGAAAAGUUAAAUUACGAUCGAGUAGUUAUAAUCGAGGACGGACAACAUUGAGGCAUGAAUGGAGAAUAAGAACGAGAAAAAGUAUGAAUCUUUGUAAUUAUACUAAUAAUAAGUGUUGAAAAGAGAAAUAUGUUUGUAUUAGCUCCACAUUUUAGCUGUGGUAUUCGAAGCACACAUGCAAGCAGAGAGAUAAGUAUGUUUAGCCAGAGAGAGGUAAUAUAUAUUUAAAUAACCUUGCGCGCCAGAAAUGGCGCGGAAUUUUAUUACAAAAAAAAAACGUUGUCUUCAGUGACAGCAGAAUAAAAAUGUAUAUCUCAAAUUUUUACUACCUAUCGUAUCUCAGAAAUAGAGUGACACUAAAUUCUUGCAUGAACAAAUGAGUGAGGGAGCAGAAACACAUACACAAACACAUAUACAUAAUUGCUAACAAUAACCGGAUAAGACACACCACAAGCAUACUUGUAUUGAAUAACAUACUUGCAUAAAAUAAUAUAUUGAUGAACAAGUGAAGCAAACUAUUAAAACUAUUAUAUACACAACACAAUUAUUAUAUUAUUGAUUAUUAUUAUUAUAUCAUUAUUACUAUUAUUAUUGCGAAUAAAUGCUAAAAAUAAUUGUGACAUAAACAUGAAA